UUAAUUAGCUGCGAGAGCAUGUUUACGAAUUAAGUCCUGUGAUCAAUCAUCUCAUUCUUCAGGAAAAAACUCAGGGCACCUAUGUACAUACAACAUACGAGAUGACCAAGAUUAUUAUUUCUUUGACAUGAUAUUAUAUGAAACCAAUCGAACCAGUACAAAUGUAGAAUCAUACAGAGUCAAAACCGAAAAUGUCAUUAGGAACACCGCAUCAUCGUCAGUUGUAUUUUGUAGUGUGUCAGAGUGAGAGACUACAAAUGCAUCUCUGUUGGGAGUCACUAAAAGCAACUAGUGACUGCUACUCCACACCUUUUCCUUUCUACACUCUGGAAAGCAACACCUUUGUGGUUGUCAAAUGCCACUUCUACUCUUUUAAUAUUAUUUCUUUUUAGAAGAAAAGAUGCACUUGGGUGACCAAGUAUGAUUGAAGUACAAUUUAUAGGUUAUGACUACUCAAGAAGAACCAAAAACAAUACAUGGUCAGUUCUGGGCAAUUAGCUUGAUUUCUAUAUAUCGAGUGAUACAAAUAAAAUCCUGUUGUGAAUACCGACGGGUUUGCCAGGACCAAUAGCAUAGAUGCAGGGAAAAUGCCUAUAAAAAAAGGUACAAGUGGAUCGCCAAUAAAUCAAUGAAUAAGUAAGGAGAAAGGGCACACUCUUGAUAUACACAAAAAUGAUCAAAGUGUUAAAUAAUCUGCAUUACAACUGUAAAAGUCUCAGGCAGAAAAAACAGAGGAAAAGUAUAGUUAGAAGGGUAUACUUAGGUUGUCUAACAGAGUAGUAUGUGCAUCAUCAGCGGUUUGACACAUUGGAUUAAAUGAACAUAGUCGCAUAAUCAUCUCACAACAUUACGUGGUGAGCGACUUGACAUGGGAUUGAGUAUGAGGGUACAUAUGUUGAACAGCAGUUAUUUUCUUUGGUUCAUUCUACCAGCUUUCCCCAAGCUCAACCUUUCUCUCAGUGCCUUUUAAUUCAUUGAUUGAUUCCUGAAGUUAUGACAUUUAGUCGCCCGUAAGGGUAGUACUAAGUUUGUCAGACAUGUUAAAAAGAAAGGAAAAUUUGAACCCCUCAUAAACUCACCCAACAACCAAUAGUAAAAAAAAGUCUCUCAAGCAAACACAAAUGAGUCGGUUUAUUGUUGCCUCCUUUGUCGCUUGCGUCCUUCUGAAAGGAAUGUCAAGUUGGUAUAGAACUGGGAACCUGGCUUUUGGAUAAUGGAAUCUGCAGGCCAUUAGGGAGACCGUGUCCGAUUAAUUAUUCAACAAACUAAGCCAUCCCCGGCAUGUACCCCAUUGCUAGUGCUAGAGUAGCCUUUAUAAGUGGGAAGGAUUGAUGAUUCACUUUGCAAGCUGCAAGGAACAAGAAUACACCACCAGCAUCGAUCAGGUAGCAGGAGCAAUGACAGGGUUUCCCUCUCCAUGCGGCGCAUGCAAGUUCCUUCGGAGGAAGUGCGUGAAUGGGUGUGUCUUCGCCCCACACUUCUGCCAUGAGCAAGGGGCUGCACAUUUUGCCGCCAUCCAUAAGGUCUUUGGUGCAAGCAAUGUCUCAAAGCUCCUCACGGGCCUCCCGUCAAUCGACCGCCGCGAGGCUGCAGCCACCAUCUCCUACGAGGCACAGGCCAGGCUACAUGAUCCUGUAUAUGGUUGCGUCGCGCACAUAUUUGCUCUGCAGCAGCAGGUUGUGAAUCUGCAAGCACGGUUGGAGUCACUAAAGGCUCAGGCACCACAAGAGUAUACUUAUUCCGUAUCAAGCCCUGAAGAAGAUAGUAUUAAGGCCAAGGUUAUGGCUUACCAGAAAGGGGAAGCUAGGAUGCCACGGCCAGCAGAAUUAUGCCCCGCUGUAAAGAGUGAGGGCGAAAGCUACUUCGGCAAUGACCUUAUGACCUGUACUUCCAUGCAAUCUUCUCAGGAUUACAGCAUGUCACAUGUAUACACAUCUGACUAUACAGCCCCGUUUAACGAUGAGGGUAUCCACAGUAGCACCAUGUUUCCCGGCGAUAUCCAAGAAUAUCUGCAAGAGAAUGGGAAUUAUUGGCACUGAGGGCCUCUAAUCGGUUGCCUUUGCAUAUGUCAACUAGGUGUCACAUCAUGUGUUUGGUAACUGCAAAACUACCAGCAGUUCUCUUUUGUAAUGUGCAGUCCGUCAGAUUAUAAGCCAUGGAUAGCCGUUGUAGAAUGUUCCAUGAGCAGCCCGUACUAAAAUGCUGAAUCAAGCAGGGUGUAGAAGUCAUGGUUUUU
This is a messenger RNA of Aegilops tauschii subsp. strangulata, 2236 nucleotides long. The record is from RefSeq and is a predicted model, not a curated record. NCBI's taxonomy places the organism in Eukaryota, Viridiplantae, Streptophyta, Magnoliopsida, Poales, Poaceae.